GGGGAAUGAGGAGGCGAACAAGGUUCUAAUGGUUGACUUCAACUAAAGAAGUUUGUGCUGAUAAACACAGAGGACGCCAUAGAUUAACUCAGCAGAAAAGGUAAGAGAUAAAGGAGGCUUUUCAUCUUUAUGAACUGAUGGCUCAAGCACUACUGAUACCCGAGGGCCCUGUGUUCUGAUUCUUCUGAAUGAUUAAAGAUGUUUGCAAGGACGACAGUUUGAAUUGGAUCAGAGCUUCACUACUGAGGACAUGGAUGCAAUGACUUGAGGAGCAGAUCAAGAUUCUUGAUAGUGAGGGAAGGUCAUGUAAUGGGAGCUUCUGGUGAUCAAUGGAUGAAAGGGCGGCAUGCCGGCAUGGACACGUGGGGCAAGGAGGGUUCUGCUUAAAGUUGAAGCUAGGUCCUAUAGAAAGGGAGCUGAAGUCGGUAAGGCUUUUCCAGCAGAAAAUUCGGAGGACCCUAGGGAGAAGAAAGGAGGAAGAAAAGCAGCUGUAAAGUGUUUGGGGGAAAAGCAAUAAAAAACUGAAGGAUUGAGAGCUUUCUUUUCUUUUCUCUUUUUCUUUUUUGGGUGGGGGUGGUGCACAGAGAGGGAGAGGAAGGGGUUGGGUUGGGUUUGUGAGAUUGGUGGGAAGGUGAGGAGCUGUAUUAGAAAAGGAAAAGCAGCUCUUGGUGUUUGAAGGCUGAAAGAAAGUGGUGAAGUAGAAAGGCUACAUCUGAAAAAAGGGAGGAGCAGCCGCCAGCUGCCUUAGUGGAUCAGUCACUGCUGCAAAACCCUUGAGCUUGUGAUUAGAAGAUUGGUAUGAUCAAUGAGAUGCAGAAUGUUGGUUUUCUCUGCCACUAUGUGUUUGGCAAUGGGUCUGCCCAGUAUGUCUUCCUUGAUGUGGGAAAUGAUGGUUCUGUGUCUCUGAACCGACCCCUCAGCUUCUCCGUUGAAACAAGCGCCCACGUCUGCGCUUCCUGCAAUGGCAUGCUUCUGUUCUCCUAUAACUGCAGUGGAAACAACCUGCUCUCCUUCCAUGUCUUCAAUAUCAGUGCCCAUCAGUGUGUGUCGCUUCCCCAGCUGCCUUACAUCACCCCACGGAUCAUCACCCAUGGCCUGGCUUUUGAUGGCCUCCACUACCAGGUUGUACUGGUUUUCAGCAGCCCUCAAGGAGAAGAAGCAAGUACUAGUAGCGGUAGUGAUGGUGGAUAUGGCGGUGGUGGGGUUAUAGAGAUGGAGAUCUUCUCGUCGGAAACCGGCAAAUGGAGACACCACACAACCAUGAUUCCUCUCCCACCGUAUCUCCCUAAGCUCAGCACUCCUCCUCUCUUCUCAAACGGGUCCAUUCACUGGGAACUGGGGGGUUACUUGCUGGUCUACAACAUCCAAAGCGCUCACUCUGAGCUCCUUCAACUCCCAAACCAUUCACAGAACUGGACAUGGCGGUCGAUGACUUUCGGACAGUGCCUGUGGGAAUCAGAUGGGCGUGUUCACUACUGCUACACUGAUUACCAAGGAAUACAAACGUGGGUUCUCAUGAAUCGGCAGGAUCAUGACUACUACUCCAACAACUACAAUCACGACCGCCAGAAAUUCAAGUGGAAACUGGCUCACACCGUCCCGCACCAGAUCUUACUGUCACAGAACCCAGACAUUUUCCUCCGCCUGGGUCAGACCCACCAUGAUUUUUCAGAGUGGAAGCCAUACUACAUAUCACCUUACGCCUACUUGGAAGAUUCACAGAUCAUGUACUUGAGACUGCCUGGGAUUUUUGCUGCCUACAAUCUGAGGACCGGCAUAUUGAAAGAGGUGUGCAAUUACUCAUUUCCAAAUACUAACUUCUAUUGCUGCUCCUCCUUCCCUGUUGUUUAUUGCCAAAAAGGAAAUGCAGAAAUGGGAAACAUAAGAUCAGACGGAGAAAGAGGAGCUGUGAUUAAUUUGCCAGUAGCAGAUGUUCUAUUAUUGUGCCAAAACUCAAUAGCAAAGGAUUGUAGCAGCAUGCAGUGAUUCCUGAUGUUUGAAUUGGGCAGAGUUGUAAGUCCACACACUACUUUUCACAAAACUUCAAGAAUUUUUAAAACAAGUUGUAGUAUUAAAAAUUAGUUCAUGGGAUGUGUGGUUUAGAGGAAUGACUUUGAGUGAUUUACAAAUUCGGUUUGAGAGUAUUGAAAGGUUUAUGUAAUCAUUAUUUUGUCAUAAAAUUGCAAAAGAGAAAGAUGUUGGAAA
Molecule: messenger RNA, 2205 nt
Organism: Vitis riparia (riverbank grape)
Lineage: Eukaryota; Viridiplantae; Streptophyta; Magnoliopsida; Vitales; Vitaceae
Exons: 2
Coding region: 799-1986 (395 amino acids)
Source: RefSeq, a predicted model, not a curated record